AUGGCGGGGGUGCCGAGACCGCGGGGACCUCCUUGGAUGGUGGUGGUGGUGGUGAUGGUGAUGGGGGAUGCACCUCUAGGAUCUGCCCGGUCUCCUCCUGAGGACAUCCGUAACACGGUGGGGAACAUCCCCAUGGAGUGGUACGAGGACUUCCCACACAUUGGCUACAACCUGGAGGGCAAGAAGAUCUACAAACCCAUCAGGAACAAGGAUGAGCUGGACAUGUUCCUGGAGAAGAUGGAGAACCCUGACUACUGGAGGACAGUCCAGGACAAGAUGACGGGGGCGGACGUGAAGCUGACGGACGAGCAGGUGGAGUUGGUUCAUCGGCUCCAGAGGGGACAGUUUGGGGACAUCCACUUCAACCCUUACGAGCCCUCCGUUGACUUCUUCACCCACGAGGUGAUGAUCCACCCGGUGACGAACCGGCCGGCGGACAAGCGGAGCUUCAUCCCCUCCCUCAUCGAGAAGGAGAAGGUCUCCAAGCUGGUCCACGCCAUCAAGAUGGGUUGGAUCAAGCCCCGUAAGCCCAAGGAUGAGACACCCACCUACUACGACCUCUGGGCCCAGGAGGAUCCCAACUCCAUCCUGGGCCGCCACAAGAUGCACGUCCCAGCCCCCAAGAUGAAGCUCCCUGGACAUGAGGAGUCCUACAACCCCCCCCCCGAGUACCUGCUCAGUGAGGAGGAGAAGCUGGCCUGGGAGCAGCAGGAGCCGGAGGAGAGGAAGUUGAACUUCGUGCCCCAGCAGCACCGCUGCCUCCGCGCCGUCCCCGCUUACCCCCGCUUCAUCCACGAGCGCUUCGAGCGCUGCCUCGACCUCUACCUCUGCCCCCGACAGAGGAAAAUGAGGGUCAACGUGGACCCUGAGGACCUGAUCCCCAAACUGCCCAAGCCAAGGGACCUGCAGCCCUUCCCAACCACCCAGGCCCUGAUCUACCGUGGACACUCCAGCCUGGUGCGCUGCCUCAGCGUCUCUCCCAGUGGGCAGUGGUUGGUGUCAGGUUCUGAUGAUGGCACCGUGAGGUUCUGGGAGGUCUGCACGGCCCGGUGCAUGAAGACCCUGCCCGUGGGAGGGGUGGUGAAGAGCAUUGCCUGGAACCCCAACCCCACCAUCUGCCUGGUGGCCAUUGCUGUGGAGCAGUCAGUGCUGCUGGUGAACCCCUGCCUUGGGGACAAACUGCUCUACGGGGCCACGGAUCAGGUCCUGGAGUCCUACGUGGCCCCGGAGGAGGAGAGGAUCCAACCCGUGCAGUGGGUGAGGGCCCCCCCGGAGGAGCAGAGCAGGGGGAUCCGGCUGGUGGUGCAGCACAGCAAGCCCGUGAAGCAGGUGACCUGGCAUGGCAGGGGGGAUUACUUUGCCAGCGUGGUGUCGGACCACAGCAACACCCAGGUGCUGAUCCACCAGAGCAGCAAACGUUGGAGCCAGAACCCCUUCCGGAAGAGCAGGGGGCUGGUGCAGUGUGUCCUCUUCCACCCCAUCAGACCCUUCUUCCUGGUGGCCACGCAGCGCCAUGUCCGCAUCUACAACCUCCUCAAGCAGGAGCUCACCAAGAAGCUGAUGGCCAACUGCAAGUGGGUGUCCAGCAUGGCCAUCCACCCCGGAGGUGACAACAUCAUCUGUGGCAGCUAUGACAGCAAGCUGGCCUGGUUUGACCUGGACCUCUCCACCAGACCCUACCAGAUGCUGAGGCACCACAAGAAAGCACUGAGGAGCGUGGCCUUCCACAGGCACUACCCCCUCUUUGCCUCGGCCUCAGACGAUGGAACCGUCAUCGUCUGCCAUGGGAUGGUCUACAAUGACCUCCUGCAGAACCCCCUGCUGGUUCCUGUCAAGGUGCUGAAGGGCCAUGCCCUGACCUUGGACCUGGGGGUCCUCGACAUCGUCUUCCACCCCACCCAACCUUGGGUCUUCUCCUCGGGCGCUGACGGCACCGUGCGGCUCUACACCUGACUGCUGCCACCACCAGUGUCCCCCAGCACCACCCAGCACCAGGGCCCCCACACUGCUGGGAACGUCCCUCCUGCCCCACCACAGA
This is a messenger RNA of Calypte anna (Anna's hummingbird), 2038 nucleotides long. It is a transcript of the gene BOP1, whose product is annotated as BOP1 ribosomal biogenesis factor. Gene Ontology annotation, molecular function: protein binding; ribonucleoprotein complex binding. NCBI's taxonomy places the organism in Eukaryota, Metazoa, Chordata, Aves, Apodiformes, Trochilidae. The record is from RefSeq and is a predicted model, not a curated record. Gene Ontology annotation, biological process: ribosome biogenesis; maturation of LSU-rRNA from tricistronic rRNA transcript (SSU-rRNA, 5.8S rRNA, LSU-rRNA). Bases 1 to 1953 code for a protein of 650 amino acids. The transcript has 14 exons. Gene Ontology annotation, cellular component: preribosome, large subunit precursor; PeBoW complex.